AUGGACACCUCGACAGCAGAGUUUAACAUUGAUCUCACAUCUUUCGGUAUCCGAGAUUAUGUCCCAGAUACAGACGGCGGCAGUGGCCUGUUCGACGAGCGCAAUUCGCGAGAAAAGGCGCGACAACCGCAACAACAACGAUCACAAUCGAGUACAUCGACUCAUGGAAUUACUCAUGGGUACUAUGGCCACCCGCCGGUCGAGGAAAUGAGCGCUGAAUUUCCACCGACGUCCAUGCCCACGCUCGGCGCGCCAGCGCUGUCGAUUGAACAGCUCAACGCACUUUUAAACAUGAGCUUGGGUCAAUCGAAUAUGGCACACGGCGAGAACGGUGGACUUCCAAACGCAGACACGCUCAAGGAGCAACUCGCUCAGCAGAUGCGCCUCCAACAGCUUCAACAGCUUCAGAAUCAUAUUCUACAGCAACAAAUUCAGCUGCUCACUGCAGGCGCACGAGGAUUCUCGCAAAAAGAUGCUCAACAGCUACUAACACCAGCUUCCACCAACAUUCGCUCAGCUAGCCAGAGCACACAAGUCUCGCCCAAUAUUCUCCCACCAGGCAUGUUCCAUCCAGGAGGAUCAGACUAUCACGGUCAACGCUCGACGCAUUUUGAUCCACACAAUACAAUGUCGGCGCCGGCCUCGCUUGCUUUUGACAUGAAUGCACGUGGCAUCCCCCAAUCACCCGCCAGCGACUUUUUGACCCCACUCACGUCUCCUGUAUUCCCUCCUACGUCUCCUCAACGCAAACGGACGGCGGAGUCGUUUGAAGGUGACCACCACGAUGGGACGUCGACGGGUGGACCCAGAAAGCGAUUAGCCCACGCCAAUUCGUUUGGAAAUAUGGGUCUGAAUCUUGGAAUGACGAGCGUCUCCCCUGCGCUUUUGAGCAGCGCUUCGAAACAUCGUCAUACGAACUCGGCCAUUGACACCCCUUCCCCAAUCGACCUCAGCAUGCCACCCCCAGUCGCUCCAGGCUACCUAGGAGGGAUGCCCGCCGAGACGAGUUAUCCGCGUUCCCAUCUAUCCAUGUCGACCAUGAACACCGAUACAGAAAUGACAAUGCCACUGACUAUUCAAGGAUCCAGACGGCCAUCGCUCUCUGGACCUUCGUCAAAGGGCACAACGACAAACGUCAGCCCAGACCUCCUUCCCGCAACGCCCUCCCUCUUGAUGAACAUGGGCAACCUCUCGCUUCCACCGGGUCUCAUCCCACCCAUGAUCAACGACGGUACCAAUCGCGGUUCGGGUCCUCCGUCUGCGCAGCCGAGCGUUCCAAGUAGUCCAGCGCGCAAAUCCAAGACGCUCACGCGAUCGAGGGCCGCGUCGGCUGCAGCAUCCACCAACGAACCAUCGUCGUCUACCCAAACCUCGACGACCACCGCAAUGUCGAGUAAACCCCGCCGCGCAGCAGCGGCAGCCGCAUCGUCACGAACAGCUGCAGCUGUUUCCGCCAACUCUUCAAGUCUACGAAAUAGCGGUAACUCUGCAUUUGGUGGCCCAAAGCUCAAAUCGACGCACAAAGAUGCGGAACAAAAGCGUCGGGAUUCGCUCAAGACGUCGUUUGAUGAAUUGCGUGCGUUGCUCCCUCCGAUCCCACUCUCUGCGUCUGGAUUUGGCGCAGACGAUUCCGACGAGGCUCCUUUACCGGGUGCGAUGCCGCCCCGUGGACCUCCUCGUGGAGAUGGCUCUGGUCCGAAUAAAGGCGUGAGCAAACUUGUUCUCCUUAGAUGUGGAAACGAGUUUAUUCGCGAUCUUGUUGGACGGGUAGAGAGGAGGGAUGUCGAGAUUGAACGGUUACGCGCAGAGUGUCGACGCCUGAGAGGUGUUGUUGGUGUUAUGGGCAGCGGUGCGCCCUAUGCCGAGUUUGGUGGCGAGGAGAUUGUGGAUUUGGACAAGGAUCUCGAAAAGGAGGAUGAGUGGUAUCGUGAGGAGCGUCGGCGUGCGAAGAAAAAGCGGGCGGAUGCGAUUGAAGAGGAGAGUUAG
This is a messenger RNA of Serendipita indica DSM 11827, 1986 nucleotides long. NCBI's taxonomy places the organism in Eukaryota, Fungi, Basidiomycota, Agaricomycetes, Sebacinales, Serendipitaceae. The record is from the annotation of a GenBank genome assembly.